CAUUACUAAUACUUAUAUUUUGUUAUAACAAAUGUUUUCAUCGUGGUUUCUGGGUUGGGAGAGGUCGUCAAUGGUUUGAAAAGUAGUUCUGCUUGUUCUCUCUCUCCUGUAUACUCUCCAUAUCUCUCUCUCUCCCUUUCCCUCUUCACUUCCUGUAAUUCUUGUUGUCUUGCAUUGCAAUUUUAAUGCCCCUCCCGUGCCUGUCUGCUGUUGCCUUCUGCAUUUGUGUUUUUUCAGGUUUCCUGGUUUUUGACCACUAUGUUCCUUCUCUACGCACAAGUCUUGCCAAAUAGCCAUUAAUUAAUGGUAUGCAUACGGAAAUAUUUGCAAAUUUGGUGUCCUGUCAAUCAACGUUUCCCUUGACUGAGGAAUGACUGAGGUUUUAAAUAUUUACACCACCUUUAUACUGCCGUUUAGAAGCAAGUGGGGAGUUUUACACAACUGCCAUGAGUCUUUCUCCACACCAGAGAGGAACCAUAAACAGUAUUAGUAAGCAGAAUGUUGAAGCCAUUGGUGAAACAAUGCAGCAUUCAGGAGAUCUCUUCUACAACGUGGGAGCUCCUUCCUUGGAGCAAACUCACAGCAGUCCAGAGGGUUUGGUGGAUUCUAGUCCUGAAGUCCAGGGCGCUUUCAAAUCUGAUAAAGGAUAUCCGGUCCGAGGGCAUUUUCAGCAGUCGGGACCAGUGAAGUGGGUGCAUCAGGACCCAGUGCAGACCUCGACUUGGUUUCAGGGCCUCCCGAACAUGAAGUGGUCACAGAACUUUGGCCCUUCUCUUAGUGCUAUAGAUGACCCAAGGGCCUUUCACAAAAGUCAUGAGAUGGAGGCUAUGAAGUUGGAAAAGCUUUCGCCAGGUUCCUCGCAGUCCUACACAGACACAUCUCACGUUCCUGGGGCGGAUUGGGACCAUCACACGAUGGCAGUCAUGCAUCAUGCUCAAUUCCAGGCUCUCCAACAAGGUCACAUACCUGCAGACCUCCAAUAUCAGCCUCAGGGCAUGAAUCACGAUAUGACUGAUUCCACUCUGCAACCCUUCCAGUUGGCGUUUGGACCUACCAAGCAGCCGCAGGCAACUGGUUUCCAACAAGUCUUCCAAGGCAAUAAUGCAUCUUUAAAUAUGAAUUACAACGAGAAGCCGAAAUCACAACAGCAACUCUUGCAGUUGCAACAGCAACAGCUGCAUCGUCAACACCAGAUGCAACAGUUGCAGCAAAUGCGUCAGUUGCAGCAGCAGCAGCAGCAACAGAAUCAAAUCCAGCAGCAGCAACGGCUGCAUCAGAUGCAACAGCAGUACCACCAGCAGAAGAAAAGGCAGGAACAGAUGCAGCAGCAGCAACUGCAACUGCAGCAGCAUGGACAAGGUUUUCAACACCUAGAUUCUAUAGAAAAGCAGCGAGCCAAACAAGAGAUUGAGUCACAGGAUCUUCCCAGCGCUCAGGUGAAAAUCGAAUUGAGUCAGACCCAGCUCACUGUCCCUCAACCACAACAUCUUGUUCCUCAGGAAUCAAAUUACCAGGAAUCUGGCCCCGCAGAGCCCACUCCAGACCUCCAAGAAACCCAAACCAAACGACAGGUCCUCCCUCGCCGCUCUCGGCGACUCUCUAAAGAUGGCAUCUCUCCUCAAGGCGACCAGCCCUCCAAGGACAAGGUUUCUUCUCAGAAUGGAGGAGUUGGUGGAGUCCAAGGACCCACAGUGGGGGUCAUUCAAAGCACUCAGAGACGGCGGAGGGCCUCUAAGGAGAUCAACCUUGAGACUCUUGCUCAAAAGGCCUCAGAGAUGGAAUUUCUGCCAGCCAAGUGUGAGGACAUUACCCCUGGUAGACCAGCUGGUAUGGCCCCUCUAGUCAUCCCAGUCUCGGUCCCAGUUCGAAGAUGUCAAACCAAAAUGGAAGUGCAGGGCAGCUGGGCACAGACGGAUAAUGUUCGGAAUCCCUCAGAGGUUUCACAUCAACAGAACCAGCCUGAUCGCAAACCCUCUGUUAUUGUAGCACGCCGGCACUCAUUAAAGAACUCCGCAUCCGAGAGCUUCUUCCAGGGUACCGGGCAAGAGGACAAAUCCAGGCGCCGCCCACGACCUGAGCCUCUGGUCAUACCUCAGCCAUGCACUUUCAUCGCCCCUUCUGUCUACUCCAGCAUCACCCCCUACCAGAGCAAUCUGCGUUCCCCAGUGCGCCUGCCAGACCAUGCCAGCAUCAUCCCGCCGUACACCCCUCCGCCCAUUCUUUCACCUGUGCGUGAAGGCUCUGGGCUGUACUCUGUUCUGUUCCUCUCUUCUAUGUCAGCAGGCAGCCAGAUCCUGCCACCCCCAUCCACACCCCGAAGCAACACACGAAGCUUGCUGCGCACAAGCAGUUCUGAUAUCAGUCCUCCUGCACUCCCACUGUUUGGAGAAGCAACGCCUGUCAGCCUAGAACCGCGCAUAAACAUCGGCUCUCAGUAUCAGGCAGAGAUUCCAGAACUAUGGGAUCAGACUUUGGCCCUAAAGGACCAGCAUAAAGCAACUUUGGUCUGGCUCCCUAAUUCAGAGGCUGAUUCUACGGCCUCCCAGGAUACAAGAUUUGAUGACCUUAUGAACCUGGUCUGCUCCAGUGUCAUGUGUGGAGGAGGAACCAACCCAGAGCUAGCAAUGCACUGCCUGCACGAGUGCAAAGGCGAUGUCAUGCAAGCUCUGGAAAUGAUGAUGAUGAAGAAUCCCAUCUUCUCCAGGAACCACCAUCUGGCAAACUACCACUAUGCAGGAUCAGAUUGCUGGACUGUGGAUGAAAAACGAUUCUUCAACAAGGGAAUUUCUGCUUACAGGAAAGAUUUCUUCUUAGUGCAAAAACUAGUGAGGACUAAAACAGUGGCACAGUGUGUGGAGUUCUACUACACUUAUAAGAAACAAGCAAAGGUUGGUCGUAAUGGGACUUUUACAUAUGGACCUUCAGACCCAGAGGAAAGCCUCCCUGUGAUGAAUGUGAAAGAGGAAGAAAAUGAUAGUAAACACCAGGAGGGAACACAAGAUCAUGUGGAUGAGCGUCUUCAAGAUGUGACCAAGACACUUCAGGACAAUGAGAAUAAGAGGGCAGACGUGGCUCAUGAGGACCAAAAGAAUGGCUCUGCAAAAGAGUCUUCUGGCCUGAUGCCAGCAACUCAACCCUCCUUCAAAACUCCUUCGCCUGCACCUCCGAAGCCUCGCUCCGACAAUACCGGGAAGAAAAACAGGGCUUCAACUGUCAACAAAAGUCAGGGAGAGCCAGAGGGCAUUUUCCCUUGCAAGAAGUGCAGUAGGGUGUUCUAUAAAGUGAAGAGCAGGAGUGCUCACAUGAAGAGUCACUCCGAGCAGGAGAAGAAGGCAGCAGCACUGCGCCAAAGAGAAGAGGAAGAGCGAGUGGCUAAGGCAAAGCAGGAGAUGCUAGAGGCAGCAAAGAGGAAGGAGGCACAAGAAGGAAAGAAAGAAGAGAGUAGUGGAGCUGAGGACAGCUCAGCAGAGCCAGAUGAUGAGCUGGAUGAGGACUGGCAUUGAGGAACUAGAUGACUCCUUUAGUAGUCUUCUGUAGUACCAGUUGGUACCAAAAAUGGGGCAGUUGGGAUUUUUGAAAUGAUAACAGUGGAUGAUAUGCCUUUUGUCUUUUUAUUUUUACCAAAAUUUUAUAAGAACUUUCCUUUGGUAUAUAUUUUUAAAAAAUCCAGAUGUCUGGCAAUUUUGCAUCAUUCACGAUGAAUGAGCUUGAUAUGAAAUCGAAUGAAUAUGAGCGUUAAACUUUUCUAGAUAGUACCCGAACAAGUUUUGUAUGCAUUCAGUGAGAUUGUAUUUUUUUAUGUGUUUAUGUAAUAUACAUAUGUAAUCAAGAACACAGACUAAAAUCCCCUUCCUUCUACCUUCUAUAUUUUCAAUUAAAUAUUUCUUGUGCAUGAAAUGUAUAUAAUGCAUAAAGAAUCUCUUUGUAUUAUAUUGUGUACAAUAUUGAUCCUGUUGUGUGUUUUUUCCAGGACUCUAAACUUAAAAGAAUGUGUAUUUUUAUGUUUUCGAUGCACUUAAAGGGGAGUGGAGUAUUGGGAUUAAGGGAUUUUUUAAAAUAAAACUCACAUGUAAAUGCAAA
Messenger RNA from Rhinichthys klamathensis goyatoka, 4080 nucleotides. It is a transcript of the gene mideasa, whose product is annotated as mitotic deacetylase associated SANT domain protein a. Gene Ontology annotation, biological process: negative regulation of DNA-templated transcription; regulation of transcription by RNA polymerase II. Gene Ontology annotation, cellular component: transcription regulator complex; histone deacetylase complex. The transcript has 14 exons. NCBI's taxonomy places the organism in Eukaryota, Metazoa, Chordata, Actinopteri, Cypriniformes, Leuciscidae. The record is from RefSeq and is a predicted model, not a curated record. Gene Ontology annotation, molecular function: transcription corepressor activity. The coding region runs from base 447 to 3503 and encodes 1018 amino acids.